UCACAGAAUCUGAGGAUCACCAACAUUAUUAGAACACCUCUAACGUCGUUUUAGCGAACUUUAGGGUCUGUUGAAACGUUCUAAACUAAACCUAGAUUUGAACGUUAACCUGUUUUCUUCCAUAUACCAGGUAGCUUAAUAAAAUUACCACAGCACCAAAGUACCUUUUUCCUUUAUUAUAAUUCAAUAUCCUAACUCUUAGCGCCUUUAGCUACUUCAACCACCUAACAUGAAGGAGCAGCAUUCACUCGAUAAUAUGGACAGCCUUCUUUUUCAGUUUGCUGUUAAAACUCGACAGCUUUCUCAAAAGAAGAAUGAAAUCCAGCAACAAAUUAAAGUGUGCAGAACUUGCAUUACUGAGAAGAGGUCAUACAUUGAAACAAUUCAAGGAUAUAUCAAGAAUCUUGAAGAGGAAGCCAGAGUGAAGGAGAGCACUGUAACAAAGAAUAAAGAAAAAGCAAAAAGGAUGAAGGCGACCAACAGCCUGCUUCUUCAAUAUGAACAGACACUAAAAGCAGAACUGGAAAGUAGAAAAAACAGCUACAACCAUGACCAGGAAGUCUAUGAAGACAGGAUUGCGAGCUGCAGACGAACACUGCAAUCACACAAAGAAACAUAUUUCCAAAAUCCUGUUGCUCAGAAGCUGCUUCUGGUACAGGCUGAGAUUGAGGAAACUGAGAGCAGAAUUAAAGAUUAUGAUGAUUGCAUAAUGAUGAAACAGAAGGAAUUGGAACAUCUUGCUGGUCCAACUGUUACGUCGUAUGCCAUUGAGAAGCUGCCAGACAGUUUUCUGUGUAGUGUUUUAGGCCAGCAGCCCACAACAGAAGAAGAACAAUAUGAACUGACAAAGGAGGAUUGCUCCAUUAACAUCUCAGCUAUUGAUCUCAACCAAGCAGCUAGUGGCCAUGAACCUGCUGUAGAGGCAGACACUGAGGAGAUGAACGAGGAAAACGAAGUGCAGGAUCCAACCAGUUAUCUUACUACUGCCCCUGACAAAACAAAUGACGAGCUGUGGUCUCAUCAGCAGUUGGAUGAUGAAUGUCCACCAGAUGAAUUACACUCUGAGGCAGAGGACCCAGAAAUUUCACAAGAUAAACAGGUGCAACUUCCCACUUUACCAGGUCCAGAGGAUGUCCCAAAAGUUGACCUGAAGGAUAAAGCACCUGAUGCAGAGGACCAUAAGGGAGCUUGUGAUUUUCCUCAAAAAUCUCAAGAAGCCAACCUACAGUCACUCUCUACAAAAGAAACAUCUGUGACCUCAACCCCAACGUUUACAUUCAACUUCAGCCCCACCAGCUCUCCUCGUCGGGGCACCUCUGAUUCUAAAUCUCCAGCUUUUGUGCUCAAUCUGAACUCCAAUGUUAGCACACCAGGAUUUUCUGGAUUUGGAUUUGAUAUGGGCUCAUCUCAGGAAGAAGAAUCCUCUUUUGCGUUCUCUGGCUCUUUUUUCAACGAGAAGAAAGCCACAGAUGCAAAAUCUUCAAGCUGUACUGAGUUCCUGUUUGACCAUCCAGAACAAAGUGAAGACUUCCAGUUUGCCUUUACAACCAAGAGUCCUAAGUCAGCCAAAGAAAACUCCAAAGAUGAGUUUCCAUUUUCCUUCAACUUCUAAGAAAAAUACAAAACACACAUAAAUAUUUAGCUUAUUAAGUUCCUGUUUAUUUCCUUGUGUUGUUUAGUUGGCAGUGAAGUAAGUUCCUAAGGUCAGAUGUUUGAUAUUAAGGCAUAGUUGGGUUAAUCACACAAGGUAUACGUAAUAGUGUCAUACUUCAGCAGAUCCUUAAUAUUUCAUCAUCAUUAAUAUCAACUUAGAAUACUUUAGAAGUUCAUAUAGCUUUACAGAUUUCUCUCUUUACAGUACAGUAGUUGGAAAGUUUACAUGUUUUACAUUGUAACAAAGUGUUAGUUGACAGCUCUGAAAUUUAUAUUCAUCUGAAUUAAUACUAGAUAUAUUGUAUUUAGUCAUACACACAAUAUACAUAUAUAUGUAUAUAUAAAAACAGGAAAUUAACAUUUUAACGGUCCCUUGAGUUACACAGUCACAUUAGUCACACAAAAUAUUCAGAUAAAACACAAAACGUGUAAAAUCUUCAGGAAUUUCAGGAAUGACAUGUUAAAGCAUGACAAGGAGUAUUUCUUUCACUGAAGGCUCCUGCUUAUAUGCUUUAUAGCUCAGAAUGUUUGCAGUUUUCUUUCUGUGGUUUUAAAAGUAUGAAAUUCACACCACAUCAUCUACAUUCAUUUGUUGCAUGUAUGAUAUUCAAUAAAUGUUCUGUAAAGCUUUGGUUUGGUGGCACAUUUGGUUUUGUAGCAGCAAUUCGAGUAGAAAAGAAAUCCUUACAAGCACCUUGGAGGAAGUACACAAUGUAUCUGUAUUAAAUGCAUCAGUCAAUAAAUGAACACUGGAAAUUAC
This is a messenger RNA of Girardinichthys multiradiatus, 2413 nucleotides long. RefSeq lists its product as uncharacterized. The transcript has 14 exons. The coding region runs from base 230 to 1612 and encodes 460 amino acids. Gene Ontology annotation, biological process: meiotic DNA double-strand break processing involved in reciprocal meiotic recombination; homologous chromosome pairing at meiosis; oogenesis. Gene Ontology annotation, cellular component: central element. The record is from RefSeq and is a predicted model, not a curated record. Lineage: Eukaryota; Metazoa; Chordata; Actinopteri; Cyprinodontiformes; Goodeidae.